GAGAUAAUUUUGAGUAAAAGAGAGAAAAACAUGAAUAAAAGAUAAUUCAUUAUUUUUUUAACAAUGCUAAUCAACAAUGUAUAACAGUUAAUUUCCAAAUUCAUUUUCCAUUUUCCAUAAAUAAUGAGGAAACACGUAUAACAACAUAACAAAAUUGUUUUCUUUUUUGACAGAUCAUUAUUAAUCCUUAGUAAUUAGUUUAUUUGUUGUACAUAACAAUAAAAAUAUGGGUGGAUAGUAUUUUAUACUAUUUUAAUAACGUUUAAUUCUUUUCGUACAUUUGUAAGUAUGUAAUUAUAUUAAGCAAUACUAGAAUCUCAAAAUGCCUCCAAUGAAGGAUGCAAAUAUCGUCAAAAUUGCGGUGGAAAUGACCGAUCAGGUCCCGCAGUUAAUAGAGUUCAAUCAAAAACAACCUUUGGCUGGUAUAAUUCAAGAAUUGUGUAAUGGGUGGAAUCUCACAGACCCCGAGCAAUAUGCUCUUCAAUUUAAUGAAAAUAACAAUAAUAACUACAUUACAGAAAAAAAUAGAAAUGAAAUUAAAAAUGGAUCGGUUCUACGUUUGCAGUAUUCACCUUCUAAGACAGCUCAAGAUAUUUUACUGAAACUAAACACAGGUAGUCCAGAAGAUAAAGCCACUGCAGUGAGUAAAUUGUCUGUUUUAAGUGCAGACAUAACAUUUGCAUUAGAUUUUAUUAACAAACAAGGGUUAACAUUGUUAAUCAAACAAAUUGAAGGGGCUAAAUGUAAAGGGGCUGUUCUGGCACAUACACUGCUAUCAUUUGUCGAGUUAAUGGAACAUGGCAUUGUGUCUUGGGAUAUUUUGAAUGGCGAGUUUAUUUCUAGAGUAGCUAGUUUGGUUAAUACUCCACAAGAAGCUCAAGUUACACAGGCAGCUUUAUCUAUUUUGGAAAACGUUGUCUUAAACAGCACAGAAGGAUACGGACAGGUAGAGAGAGAAAUUCCAAUUGGUUCCCUUGUUAACCAUCUACAGUCUACUCCAGUUGUUCAGCAGAAUGCUGUAGCACUAAUUAAUGCCUUAUUAUCAAGAGCAGAUAUCACAAAAAGGCGUUCUCUAGUUGCUACACUUACUUCUAAACAAGUUAGGACUGUGAUCCAGAACAAUAUAUUACAAACUGGCGCUGCUAAGGGCAAUGAGAUGGCUCAUCAAUUGUAUGUGUUACAAACAUUGAUGUUGGGACUUCUUGAACAAAGGAAAAUGACCAAAAUGGAUCCACAGGACCAAGAUGGGCAUGACAAAAUAAAAGAGCUCAGGAGAAUAGCAUUCGAAAGUGAAGGUGCUACAAGCUUAAGAGGUCCAAGUGGUUUUACUAGAGAUUAUAAAAAACUAGGUUUCAAAAAUGACAUAAAUCCAGCUUUAGAUUUUACUGAAACCCCUCCUGGACUUCUAGCUCUUGAUUGUAUGAUUUAUUUUGCAAGAAAUCAUCCUGAAAGUUACACAAAGCUCGUGUUGGAAAAUAGUUGCAGAGCUGAUGAACACGAAUGCCCAUUUGGAAAGGCCAGUGUGGAGCUAGUGAGGAUUUUAUGUGAAAUUUUGAAAAUAGGGGAACCUCCAUCUGAACAGUGUGUGACGUACCAGCCAUUAUUUUUCACCCAUGAUCACCCUUUCGAAGAAUGUUUCUGCAUCUGCAUAGUCCUCUUGAAUAAAACUUGGAAGGAAAUGCGGGCAACAGCAGAAGAUUUCCAAAAAGUUGCUAGUGUUGGACAAGAACAAAUUGUUAGAGCCUUGGAAACUACACCAGCGUCUUUGGAUCAGUUCAAGAGCAAAUUACACAUGUUGACCUAUAACGAGAUCACACAAUUAUGGCAGCUGGAGAGAAAUACUAGGGAAGAAUGGGAAUCACAUGCUAAACCAGUAGUGGAAUUAAGAGAGCAGAUUACUCCAGAUAUAAUGGGGUUGAUCAAACAACAAAGAUUGGCAUUUUUAGUUGAAGGUACAAGAUUUACGAAAUAUUCGCCACGUGGUCAACGUAUUAAAGACAAAUUUUGGUACAUGAGACUAUCCCCGAAUCACAAGGUACUCCAUUAUGGCGAUUGCGAUGAAAAGAGUGCUCCAUCUACCGAAGAACUACAGUCGAAAAUAGCAGUAUGUGAUAUUAAAGCCUUGUUGGUAGGAAGAGAUUGUCCUCACAUGAAAGGAAGAAAAGCAUCUCAUCAAUUAGCGUUUUCAUUGGCUCUUGAAGGUGUGGAUUUGCAAUCUUUGGACUGUGUCGCUCCAGACGAACAAGCCUUGGCUUACUGGACGGAUGGCAUCAAUUCGUUAAUAGGCAAUAGGAUGCAGAGUAAGGAAACGGAAAAAGAUUUGGAUACUCUACUUAGUAUGGAAAUUAAAUUGAGAUUACUAGACGCAGAGGGGGUUGCUAUUCCUCAAGAUCCUCCACCAAUUCCGCCAGAUCCGCCACAUUAUCACUUCUGUUAUGAUUUGAAGUAAGUCCGGAGGCAGAUUCUUUAUUUUGUGCAAUAAAUGAUAAUUCUUUAUCACGUUUCAAUCUCUUAAACAUGACAUUAAAAUGAAAUCGAAUAUUAAUAAAGAUUGUAGUGGAUUUUUUUUUAAAAUUAUUAUUGUGAUUAAAAUGUUUAUUUUAUAAUAAGAUCUGACUAGUACACCGAUUACAAUGGGUUACGAUUUGGAAUUUCAUUUCUUUUUUACCCUUUUUAAAAUAACUCAGAAAAUUGUAAUUUUUUGCUAUAGUUCAUUUAAUAAUGUAUAUAUUCCUGUAGUUGAACUGUGCUAGUACUAAAUAAUGUGGUUUUCUAUGCAAUUAAUUGUUAUAAUCGGUAUUAAAACUAUAUAUUCAUUGUUUGUUGUAGCUAGAUAUUUUGAAUGUAUUCUGUUUUCUUUUCUACUUUUUAAAUAUUUUUUUGAUACUUUUAGAUCUGAUUGUGUAGUACUUGUAUGAUUUUAAAUAUUAUAUAAAUUUAUACAUUUU
This is a messenger RNA of Diorhabda sublineata, 2948 nucleotides long. RefSeq names its product engulfment and cell motility protein 1 (gene Ced-12). The coding region runs from base 323 to 2449 and encodes 708 amino acids. Gene Ontology annotation, cellular component: plasma membrane. Gene Ontology annotation, biological process: actin filament organization; cell motility. NCBI's taxonomy places the organism in Eukaryota, Metazoa, Arthropoda, Insecta, Coleoptera, Chrysomelidae. The record is from RefSeq and is a predicted model, not a curated record. The transcript is spliced from 6 exons.